Molecule: messenger RNA, 2034 nt
Organism: Pseudocercospora fijiensis CIRAD86
Lineage: Eukaryota; Fungi; Ascomycota; Dothideomycetes; Mycosphaerellales; Mycosphaerellaceae
Exons: 11
Coding region: 1-2034 (677 amino acids)
Source: RefSeq, a predicted model, not a curated record
AUGGCAACUACGCCACCAAUUAAUGCACUCUUUGAAUCACUGCGUCAGGGAUCUCGCCAACUGCCUGACAUGAAGAGCCAUGAUCAGGAUGAGACCUUAGGAAUGGCAACCUCCGCGAUGGGAAAGUUGAUGAAUCCGCUGAGCUAUGCUCCCGCCGGACUUCUGUCUUCAAAUACCGCAAUCUCGAAGCAGGACCGGGACAAUAAAUACCGCUUCCAACUUUUGAUGCUUCGAGAUCAUGCUAUUCACUCAAAGGCCUUGCAUAUGAUUGUUCUGCAUGUAUCACAUGCGGACGUGCUGCCUAAAACUCUGGAGCCCUUCACUUUUAUUCACAUGCUAAUCAUUGAAGAUCGAACCAAAGAUUACAACAGGCGCAACAAAUAUCUCGAACACCAUCUAGCUGCCGAUCCAACACCCCUUAACACACCACAUCGCACUCGCAACCGGACUAUGUCUCUUCAUUACACUUACAGAGACAAAGCCGACAUGACCUUUCAAGUCACGAUUCAGUUCAUGCUCAUCACAGCCAGAUCAAGUAGAAGGUGUGGAGGGCAAGCACAUUAUCUCCUCGAACGCCUGUUCUCAGCGCCAUAUGUCGGUCCUUGUUCUAUUCCAGGAUGCCAAGCACAGCACACAUAUCGGCCACGAUUUUCUCGUGACGCUGGCGACCCGAAAGCCUGGACCGUGACACCUCGUCCGGGACCAUGGAAGCCUGAUGUCGGCUUCGCGAUGCUCGGUAUCGAUGGGAGCAAGUACAGAGUCUACUUCCCAGAGCUGCAAUCUCCCAAAUUUUCGACUGAGCGACCGGCAUGGUGGAUGAAGGCGAAGCGAGAUGGCAGAGAAACGAUCCCUGAUCACCGAGACUAUUAUACGCCGGAAUGGGUCAUCGCAUUCGUCCUGAAGCGUAUCAGAAGUAUCAACGCCAGGCCCGGGCUUUAUGGAUUGUUCGCUGUGUUCAUGAAUGACCAGUGCAACUACUUCGUCACCAUUGAAUCACAGCCUGGCGACAAUAGACUCCCGCUUCGUGCAUACCAAAACAUCGUCAAGACUAUGCUUCUCCAGGAGCGCAACCUCGACUCCAUACGCACACAUUCUACCAUUCGCGUCGGAACCCUGGAUGUACUGCAAAUCAUCAACGCCAUCGACAAAAUCCGCACAUACCGCGACCUCCGCGAUCUCUCCGCCACGCAUCUUCCCAGCCUCGCAGCAGAAAUCCUCCCCUCAUCAUCAACCCGCUUCCACGCCAUCAAAUUCACCUUCCCAGGCACCCUCGACGACGACGAAAUCAACACGCACAUCCACCUAACCAUCUCCCUCAUAAAUUGGUGCCACAACACCUCAUCUCAAGAUCUCAACCUCUUCCUCCGAAGCAAAUGGCCAGAUAUGACGUACACCUUCCUCGACUUCCUCAUCGACAUCCAAGUCCAUCGGCGAGUUCACCGGUACUUCGCCAACCGCUUUGGAUACACACAACGUGGUGAGAGCUGGGCUUUAAGAAUCUAUCAACGUACCAUGAGUCAAGUUUCCCAAUACAGUCCGCUUUGGAGUGUAGUUGAUCAUUGGGGUAAGAUGAAGGCGAUGGGAGCGGAUUGGAGUACAACGUCGAUUGUGAUUCUGGAGAAGAUGGUUGGUGGGGAGUAUGGAUGGUUUGCGGCUGAUGUCCCGGCUGAGGAGGUCGAGGGUGGGUGGGUUACUUGGAAUGGGGGGUUUGCGAGGUUUGCUGGGGGGAUUCCUGUUGGGGAGUGGGAGGGCGGGGUGCCGAUGUUUGGGGCUAUGGUUACGAGGGUUGGAUGGCAGGAGAGUGGUGAGGGUUGGGAAAUUUUUGGGGAGGAGAAUGGGGACGUGGUGGAGGGUUGUGAGGAUGGGGAGAAGCGAGUUGAUUCUGUGGUGGGAUUGAAGGCUUUGGAUGUUGGGCAGGAGGAGUUACCUGAGUACUCGUGUGUGAUGGUUCUCCGUACUGUGGCCAUUUCCUGCCAUGAAUGCAUUCUUAUCGUAACUACUGCCACAUCACUCCUGUUGAUUGUGAGUGAUUAA